AUGUUCCGUUCAGCGGCUACUCAGCUCGUGAAGGUGGCUCGUGGCUCCAUGGGGCUCACUGUGCCCCGUCUUGGUGCAGUUGCGGCUGUGCGUCAGAGCCAUGGAGGCCCCGUGGAGACCGAUGAGGAAUUUGAUGCUCGCUACGAGGCCUACUUCAGUCGUCCCGACAUCGAUGGUUGGCAACUCCGGAAGGGGAUGAACGACAUCUUGGGCAUGGAUUUAGUGCCAGAGCCCAAGAUCAUUAUUGCGGGACUUAAGGCCUGCAGACGCGUGAAUGACUUUGCACUUGCCAUUAGGUGGCUUGAGGGUGUGAUUGACAAGUGCGGCCCCAAGAAACCAGAAAUCUACCCCUACCUCCUCUCCGAGAUCCGACCAACCCUCGAUGAAUUGGGCAUCAAUACCCCUGAGGAGCUAGGGUACAAUACCCCCGAGCUGGCCCUCAAGUCCGUAUGGGAGGAUUAGGUAGAUGUUAUGUAACCAGGAGAGCAACAUUGAGGUUAUGUGUAGAGAGUUUUCCAGCCAGCAGUUUGUGAAAUGUAUUUAAACUGGGUAUAAUGCACCAAAAAUAAAUGGUCAAAAUUAGAAAAAUUCAUGUACAAGA
This is a messenger RNA of Lutzomyia longipalpis, 601 nucleotides long. RefSeq names its product cytochrome c oxidase subunit 5A, mitochondrial (gene COX5A). The record is from RefSeq and is a predicted model, not a curated record. Bases 1 to 462 code for a protein of 153 amino acids. Lineage: Eukaryota; Metazoa; Arthropoda; Insecta; Diptera; Psychodidae. Gene Ontology annotation, cellular component: mitochondrial inner membrane. The transcript has a single exon. Gene Ontology annotation, biological process: mitochondrial electron transport, cytochrome c to oxygen.